This is a messenger RNA of Folsomia candida, 1402 nucleotides long. RefSeq lists its product as uncharacterized. The record is from RefSeq and is a predicted model, not a curated record. The transcript is spliced from 5 exons. The coding region runs from base 510 to 1196 and encodes 228 amino acids. NCBI's taxonomy places the organism in Eukaryota, Metazoa, Arthropoda, Collembola, Entomobryomorpha, Isotomidae.
UGGUAUUGAAAAGUAAAACGCGUUGUGCAUAUAGUAAUAACUUGAUAUUAAAUUGUUGCUAUAAUAAAUACCAGCAAAUUUUUACGGACCAGUGUAAUUUUACAUACAUAUAUGUUAUACCAAGCGGUAACAAUGUAAUACCGACAUUUUAUUAACUCCCUGGUCACAUCAGGUUUAUGGAUAAUAUUGAAACCCCAAUUACAUUAUUACAUACUUAAUCGCGAACAAUCCUGAUACUGCUUGUUACUUCGUGGAAUUUUUUUUGCGACUAACUGUUGUCGAUUUCUGCGAAUUUGUUAUAUAACCAUGACACCAUAAUGUUGUGAAGUGAAUUUGAUGAAUGUACGAAAGAAUUUUUAGAGUGUUAAUGCAACAUGGGAUUUAGCGUGAGAUGAAAAACAUCUGAGAAAAUAUUUAGAUAGUACCAGUACGCAAAUUAAAGAAACAACAAGACCAUUCUUUUACUUAGCUAAUUUUUGUUGUAUUUAAAUACAAAACAAACGAAAAAAAUGCUGGUGCAAGUCUGGAUUUUAUUGUUAUUCGUCACAGCCAAUUUUGCACUCGACUAUGUGCAAGAAGAUCCAUGCAAAAGUUACCCUGGGGUGUGCAAACCAAAAACUGAGUGUUUUGAGGGUGCCUUGGACAAGAUUAAUGGGCAGUGGGGCUGUCCCAGCAGUCCGGCUGGGAUCAAGUGUUGUCCUUCUAAUGUGAGGUACGUGCAAGAAGAGCCAUGUAAAAGUUACCCUGGCGUUUGCAAGCCGAAAAGUGAGUGUCCACAGGGUGCCCUUGACAAUAUUAAUGGACAGUGGGGUUGUCCCAGCAGUCCGGCUGGGAUCAAGUGCUGUCCAUCCAUCGAGUACAAACAGGAAGAACCUUGCAAAAGUUACCCGGGUGUUUGCCAACCUAGUAACGAAUGCCCAGGAAGAUCACUAGCUAAAAUUGACAACCAAUAUUCAUGCCCCUCUUCCCCCACAGGGAUUGAAUGUUGCCCAAAUGGGGACGGAAAUGGCGGAAAUGAAAUGGCGGAGGCACGACCGGAAAUUGACCACGUGGUGGAGACACGACCACCCAAAAUUGAGAAACCAGAAUUAGCAGGAGGCAAAAAACACGGGCCCAACGGGGGAUUCCAGUUCUCAGGAGAUUUUAAAAUAAUUAUGACAAUGACCUUAAUUAUCUAUUACUUCAUGCAAUUGUGAUUAAUUCUCGAAAAAUUUCGAGACGAAGAAGCUUGUCUCGUCGUGUAGCUCGUCUACUCUGGAAUCUCGCCUCGUGUCGAGAUUUUCAAGAUGGUCUCAUCUCACACACUAUGUAUGUACUUAUGUAUAAAUAAUUGCAUGAGCACAUCUUUGUACAAUCAAUUUUUUAGUGUUACUUGAUGCAAACCAGUCAUUAAAUUGUAUUG